Aspergillus tanneri is the source of this 1722-nucleotide messenger RNA. It is a transcript of the gene SFP1, whose product is annotated as zinc-coordinating transcription factor SFP1. Lineage: Eukaryota; Fungi; Ascomycota; Eurotiomycetes; Eurotiales; Aspergillaceae. The transcript is spliced from 3 exons. Gene Ontology annotation, cellular component: nucleus. Bases 1 to 1722 code for a protein of 573 amino acids. The record is from RefSeq and is a predicted model, not a curated record.
AUGACCGGCGCAGCCGCUCCGAUUGACAUCGCCACCCGCCAAACCUCUGUCUCUCCCCCGGGACAGCAGGCAUCAAAUCUAACGUCGGCCCUGCAGAGAGCUGGUAAUGGAGAACGAACAGGUAGCAUAGCCCACGCAAAUGGCGUUGGUCUCAGUGUAUUCAAGGCCCCUCCUCCACGAAAGGACUCCAUCGGUGCAGCACCUGCACAUUGGGGGAAUGGCACGAAACCUAUUUCGGUAUCUGGAGCCAGUCGCGACAAGCCGCGUCGAGAGUCCCUAGCUGGAAGCUUGGUUGGUGGGAUGAGCUGGGGUGGCAUCUCUGUUGGGAGUUGGAUACGCGACGAUAUCCUUAUGACCGGCACUUCCCCCUUCCAUAUUCAGUCACCUUCGUUUCAUUCAUCGUCAUAUCUCCCUAAGCUGGAAGCAAAUUUUAUGAAAGAUUUCCAGUGCUGUAAUGUGACCCUGCCAACCCUUCAUGAUUUACUGCAACAUUAUGAAGAAGCCCAUGCCACAAAGUCCCCGCAUCAGGGACACCGCCCGAGUCAAGCGGAUGGUCGAGCUGCUUUGGCUGCUGCGGCGAUCGCCCAACAGCAGAGCCAGCAGAAUAAUAACCAAAAUCGCGGGCUGCAGCCGGACAGGUCCAUGGACAUGCAGCGCAAACUAAGCCAGAACCAGCCAAUGCAGCCACACUCGGAUAUGGAUACCAUCGACGACAUGGAACUAGAUGAUCCGAUGGGUGAUGCCGAUGACGCAUCCUCACAUUUGUUCUCUAGUGCCUCGCAAGAUAACAACCAGGGAGGGUUUGGAAACUCCAACCAGACAGUUCCGCAGCUGAACCUGUCGAUGCUACCGAGCCACCAGGGAUUCAAAGGCUCGCAACCCGGCACACCAGUGGCUUCCGCACGCCCCCUAUCACUUCAGAAUAACCCCACCGUUUCCUCCGUAAAUACCCCCACGUUGAUGGCCAACCCACUUCAGAACUCCCAAUUCCGAACUACACCAGAUUCGUCUACACCGGGAACUCCAGCAGAACUCGAGGACGGUAUGAUCAGUCCAUUUGGCGAUAUGUCGAUGCAGAACAACCCAAUGAUGCAGGCCCAGUCUCAGUUCUCUAGGUUCGCUGGUGCUAACAACGAUAUGGUGGAUCUGUGUAUCGAUGAACCAGCGAAACGAUUAUUUAGUCCAACAGGAGGAAUCAGCACUCCUAAUGCUCAUUUCAAGCUUAGUGGUGCGCAAUACGGCCCUAAUAGCGAUAUUGCUCGACGAAUUCGUGAACAGCAGCUGUUGGCUGGUGUUCCCGAUACCACGGCCUUGCUCCCAAAUGAAGAGCCCAAGCCUUUCAGAUGCCCUGUCAUUGGAUGCGAAAAGGCAUACAAAAACCAAAAUGGGUUGAAAUACCACAAGGCUCAUGGUCACAACAAUCAACAAUUACAUGAUAACGCAGACGGAACCUUUUCAAUUGUCAACCCAGAAACAUCGACCCCAUACCCGGGCACUCUCGGUAUGGAGAAAGAAAAACCAUACCGCUGCGAAGUUUGCGGCAAACGUUAUAAGAAUUUGAAUGGCCUCAAGUAUCAUAAAUCGCACUCUCCACCAUGUAAUCCUGACUUCCAACUUGCUGCUGGCCGGAACAUGGCAUUUGGUGGCGGAGUCAUGCAGGGACAGAAUAUCAACGUUGCCGGAGCUGGCCUACCUGGCAUUGGUGAGGAAGGGCUUCUAUAG